Messenger RNA from Zootoca vivipara (common lizard), 2533 nucleotides. RefSeq names its product mitochondrial calcium uptake 1 (gene MICU1). Gene Ontology annotation, molecular function: calcium ion binding. NCBI's taxonomy places the organism in Eukaryota, Metazoa, Chordata, Lepidosauria, Squamata, Lacertidae. Gene Ontology annotation, cellular component: uniplex complex. Gene Ontology annotation, biological process: calcium import into the mitochondrion; mitochondrial calcium ion homeostasis. The record is from RefSeq and is a predicted model, not a curated record.
GGAGACGGGGGGCGUGGUCGAGGCCGCCGCGGCCUGGCUGCCCAUCUUGCCUGGCAGAGCGGAGCUGGCCUUUGAUUGCUCCGCUGCUCCCUGUGUGUCUUGGUCGCGGUCGCUCGACGCGGAGUCGCCUCAGCCCCGACCCUUCAGCCCAGAGGCUGCUGCUGCCCAGGAAUUCACACCUGGGAGGACUAGGAGAGGUGUCAAAAGUGCUCAGAUUUCUACCUUGAACCCUCCUUUUUUGUGAGGAUGUUGCGCUUCCGCCUUCUCCCCGCCGCGGCAGGUUUAGCUGCCAUUUCUAGACGUCACUAUGGAACGGCACAUUCCCUCCAUGGUCGGCGUAGGCUCAUGAUGGUGGCUUUUGUAGGGACAACAGCUGUAACGGCAAGCACUGGACUUCUUUGGAAAAGAGCCCAUGCAGAAGCACCAGCAUCUGUGAAACAUGAUAUAAGGGCAGAGCCUGGUGAGAAGGUGAAGAACAGAGAAGAAGUAGUGAAUGAAGGAACUGAUGAUGGGAAAGCUGUUGAGUCAAGCGGUGAAGAUGCUCCGGUUGAAGAAAAGAAGAAGAAGCAGCGGUCUGGAUUUCGGGACCGUAAGGUAAUGGAGUAUGAAAACAGGAUCCGAGCCUACUCAACUCCAGAUAAAAUAUUUCGAUAUUUUGCAACCUUGAAAGUAAUAAGUGAACAUGGAGAAUCAGAAGUAUUUAUGACCCCACAAGAUUUUGUGAGAUCUAUAACUCCAAAUGAAAAGCAACCAGAAAACCUCGGACUUGAUCAGUUUGUGGUGAAACGCUAUGAUGGGAAGAGAAUCUCCCAGGAACGUGAAAAGUUUGCAGAUGAAGACAGCAUCUUUUAUGCACUUGGAGAAUGCGGUUUGAUCUCCUUUUCUGACUAUAUCUUCCUCACUACGGUUCUUUCCACACCUCAAAGGAACUUUGAAAUUGCCUUCAAGAUGUUUGAUCUGAAUGGUGACGGAGAAGUGGAUAUGGAAGAAUUCGAACAGGUUCAGAGCAUCAUUCGCUCCCAAACUAGCAUGGGCAUGCGUCAUAGAGACCGCUCAACUACAGGGAACACCUUGAAGACAGGCUUCAACUCUGCAUUGACCACCUACUUCUUUGGGGCUGAUUUGAAGGGGAAACUGACCAUCUCUCACUUCUUGGACUUCCAGCGCAAACUUCAGCAUGACAUUCUUAAGCUUGAGUUUGAAAGGCACGAUCCAGUAAAUGGCCGGAUCACAGAGCGCCAGUUUGGCAGCAUGCUUCUGGCUUAUAGCGGAGUGCAAUCGAAAAAGCUCACUCUCAUGCUGAAACAACUCAGGAAGCAUUUCCAGGAUGGAGAAGGUCUGACAUUUGAGGAGGUCGAGAACUUCUUCACGUUCCUGAAAAAUAUAAAUGAUGUGGAUACAGCUUUAAGCUUUUAUCACAUGGCUGGAGCAUCUCUUGAUAAAGACACUAUGCAGCAGGUAGCCAAGACUGUGGCAAAAGUGGAGCUGUCAGACCACGUGUGUGAUGUGGUGUUUGCCCUCUUCGACUGUGACGGGAACGGAGAGCUAAGCAACAAGGAGUUUGUUGCCAUUAUGAAGCAGCGGCUUAUGAGGGGCUUGGAGAAGCCCAAAGACAUGGGGUUUACACGGCUCAUGAGGGCCAUGUGGAAAUGUGCUCAGGAGACGGCGUGGGAUUUUGUCAUGCCCAAGCAGUAGCCACGGACCAGGAGAAAUGGUCUAGAUGCAACACAGAUGUGAGGAUCACGAAUGCUGCUGUGCUUCCUCUGCUGGAUAAGUAGCAUCGUCACAUUCGGUGUUCUGUGGACAAAGGCCUCUUCUCAUGGAAUGACAGCAUUCCUUCCAUUGCUGCACUGAGAAACAAACUCUGGCAAAGACUGUUAACAACGGCAACUUUUCCUUUAAAAAUACCUAAGCAGAAAUGCGAGCGCACUCUGCCGUCAACAUUUAUCUCAACUGCUUUGCCCUCUCCCCACCCUCACCCGCCAUGCAUCCACGCAGUUUCCAUAUUUCCCUUUUUGUUUUAAUCUCUCAGGAAGGAAACCAAGCAGACCACCAGAAAAAACAGCUUUGGAUAUUGCAGCUUCUUUUUCUCUCUCCCGAACAAACUCCUGCAUUCCAGCAAAACAGCUUAGCAAGGAUGCUUCAAAGCAGCAGCAACAAUACUGCUUGCCUCAGCAGCGGCUAGAAUUUUAAGUACUGCUGGGGCAAGAAAUGCCCAUCAGAUUGACCCAACACUUCAUCUUGUCCUGAUCCUGAAGCUGUUUUGAAAUUGUUGGGCUUUUUAUUAAAGAGAACGUGGUGGAAGGGGACUAUAACCUGACAAAAAUGAUAAGUGUCAAAGCUGAUACUAUUCUUUUCUGUGUCCAUGAGUCCAGGGGAGGGUGGAGAGGGGGAGGGAUUGCUAUGAUAGGCCUAUAUCUGCAUCCAUAUUUGCCUUUUAUCAGCAUCCUCUACAGGAGAAGAGUAUGGAAGCUCAAGAGUAGGACAGCCCUUGUUUAAUUUUCUUUUAAACGAUUAAAGGCUUGGCUAAGCA